This is a messenger RNA of Arachis stenosperma, 1485 nucleotides long. Its product is annotated as purple acid phosphatase 22-like. Gene Ontology annotation, molecular function: protein binding; metal ion binding; acid phosphatase activity. Lineage: Eukaryota; Viridiplantae; Streptophyta; Magnoliopsida; Fabales; Fabaceae. The transcript has 5 exons. Bases 13 to 1347 code for a protein of 444 amino acids. The record is from RefSeq and is a predicted model, not a curated record.
CAAAACAACAAAAUGAUUAGGAAUAAUAAUUCUCUUCUCCUUCAAUUAUUUUCCUUCCUUUUAUUAUUAUUAUUCCCACAGAUGAUACAAUCACAGGAGAAAUCUUUUUCUCGCCAACCUUCUGGUCAAUUUAUUUUCACUCCUCAUGAACGCUCAGAUUCUGAACCUCAACAGGUUCACAUAUCAUUGGUGGGGAAAGAUCACAUGAGAGUGUCAUGGGUAACAGAAGACAAGCAUGCAAGAUCAGUGGUGGAGUAUGGAACAAAACAAGGAGGAGAAUAUGAAGCAAAAUCAAAGGGGGAACACACUUCAUACAAUUAUUUCAUGUACCAAUCAGGGAAGAUCCACCAUGUGGUUAUUGGGCCUUUGAAGCCCAAUACCAAUUACUUCUAUAGGUGUGGUGGUUUGGGCCCUGAGUUUUCCUUCAAGACUCCUCCACUCAAUUUUCCCAUUGAAUUUGUGGUUGUCGGUGACUUGGGACAAACAGAAUGGACAGCAUCAACCUUAAAACAUGUUAACAGCAAAGACUAUGAUGUGUUUUUAUUACCGGGUGACCUAUCCUAUGCUGACACACAGCAACCACUAUGGGACUCCUUCGGUCGCCUGGUGGAACCAUACGCCAGCCAGAGACCAUGGAUGGUCACUCAAGGCAACCACGAAGUUGAGAUCUUACCGAUUACCGAGCCAACCGGUUUCAAGGCCUACAACUCCCGAUGGCCCAAUCCCCACAAAGAAAGUGGGUCCAACUCAAACCUCUACUAUUCCUUUGAGGUAUCUGGGACCCAUAUUAUUAUGUUGGGGUCAUACACUGAUUUUGAUGACCAAUCAGAGCAGUACACGUGGCUUGUAGAUGACUUGGGGAAGGUUGAUAGGAAGAGGACUCCAUGGGUGGUUGUGUUGUUGCAUGCACCUUGGUAUAACACCAAUGAAGCACAUCAAGCUGAAGGUGAAAGCAUGAGAAAAUCCAUGGAGGUCUUGCUUUUUGAGGCUCGUGUUGACUUGGUCUUUGCUGGCCAUGUUCAUGCAUAUGAACGCUUUACUAGGGUUUAUGACAAUAAUGCGGAUCCAUGUGGUCCAAUGUACGUGACAAUUGGAGAUGGAGGAAAUCGUGAAGGACUUGCAUUAUCGUAUAAGAAGCCGGUAAGUCCACUCUCAUUGUAUAGGGAAGCAAGCUUUGGUCAUGGAAGGUUGAGAAUAGUGAACGAAACACAUGCACACUGGUCAUGGCACCGUAACAAUGAUUCUGAUGCUUUUGUAGCUGAUGAUGUUUGGAUUCAGAGCUUAAUUAGCUUCAAAGAAUGUUGGAACACACAACAACAUCACCUUGUUGCUCAUCAAGAGCUAUGAAAAGAUAUAUACACAUAAGAGUAAUUAAUUUUAAUUCUCUUAAUUGUAUUAUACACAGCUAGCUAGGACUUAAUUUAUUAUGUGUAUUUUGUAUAUACACAUCCAUUUUCCUUCAAUAAUCACACUUAGCUUGUAUAA